AUGAAUAUGAUCGCUGAACAGAUCAUACGGAAUCGUCCAAAUAUUGCCUGCAAUGCGUGCUGCAUCCAUCGGUUUUCCUAUCAUGGCGAUAGCACUACGUUAGUCUCGGUAGCGUUGCAUCAAACGACGCAUCACGAAAUCUCCGGCUUUCUUUUGGUCCGAGCGACUGGAAAGAUCACUGCUUAG
This is a messenger RNA of Plasmopara halstedii, 186 nucleotides long. RefSeq lists its product as uncharacterized. The transcript has 2 exons. Bases 1 to 186 code for a protein of 61 amino acids. Lineage: Eukaryota; Oomycota; Peronosporomycetes; Peronosporales; Peronosporaceae. The record is from RefSeq and is a predicted model, not a curated record.